UUUUUUAUCGUGUAGUCUAAUGGAUUGCACGCCAACGUCCGCAAGGCGAACCUUUUGGUCUUUUCCUAGCCUUUAGGCGGCAUGCGGCUCAGUCUAUUUGCUGGAUAGGCGCAACGCAGCAUAGAAAACUUGCCCUUCGAGUUGCAGAGAAACUUCAAUUUGAUGAGAGAUUUAGAUCAACGCACAGAAGAUCUUAAAGGACAGAUUGACUCCCUCGCAAAAGAAUACACGUCAAAUGCUCGGACCCUCUCCUCUGAGCAAAAGCUGUCCAUUCUGAGGCAAAUUCAACAGUCGUACAGCAAAUGCAAAGAGUUUGGAGAUGACAAAGUACAGCUGGCAAUGCAGACCUAUGAGAUGGUUGACAAGCACAUAAGACGUCUCGACACGGACCUAGCUCGAUUUGAAGCUGACCUAAAGGAAAAACAGAUUGAGAGCACAGAUUAUGAUUCCACCUCUAGUAAAGGAAAGAAAGGAGACACCAGACAGAAGGAAAAGAAGUCGGCUAAAACAAGAUCGAAAGUGAAGAGCUCAGAUGAAGACGGCAGUCCCAAGAGCACCCAGAAGAAAGUCAAACUGCUUCAAACGGGAGAAUUCAACAGUCCUGCUUCCAACUUUGGGAAUGUCCACCCGUCGGAUGUUCUGGACAUGCCGGUGGACCCCAACGAGCCCACCUACUGUCUGUGCCACCAGGUGUCCUAUGGCGAGAUGAUUGGCUGCGACAACACUGAUUGCUCCAUUGAGUGGUUCCACUUUGCAUGCGUGGGUCUGACAACCAAACCAAGAGGAAAGUGGUAUUGCCCACGCUGUUCUCAAGACCGAAAGAGAAAAUAAAAGCUGCCUGGAUGUCCUGGAACAAACACUGAUCUGAUAGUGAAAAAAACAUUCAUUCAUUAAUUGAUAGAUUUUUUUUCCAUCUUCCUUAACAUUUGGUGCUUUUUUUGUUUCUGUAUUUGCCUUGAAGCACAGUGUGAAGGAAUGGCGUGGUUACAAGUGUAUUUAAAAGUGUAUUUUCUUAUUUGGUGCUCUUAUUUUGCAAAUCCUUUUUUUUCCACUUUCUGUUUAAACACUACAACUGUCCUACUUUAACAGUUCAUAUUUGCAUGAUACUUAAUACUGUAUUGACAUGCAAAGCCGAAGUAGUUUCUCUGAGAACGAUGUGGCCAUUGCUAAUUGAUUGCUUUCGUUGUGUUGUUACUUUUUUACCAAGCCAUGGAGAGCUAGAUCGAUUCUUUCUUUUUACAAAUUCAAGCGGACAAAAUAGUGUGAAAACAAAUGCUGCAUCACAAAAGUAUUAGUCAUCUUUUGGUAGUGACAUUUUUUUAUUUUAGGAUUUUGAUUGAUUGCUGUUUAGAGUGCAAGGCAUUUUUGUGAAAAGUAUAUUGAUGUAGCUGGAGUAUUGGUACAAAGGCGAGGGUGUGAUUGUAUUAUCAAUCAUUUAAAUACAGCUACUACCUCAAA
Messenger RNA from Nerophis lumbriciformis (worm pipefish), 1458 nucleotides. It is a transcript of the gene ing4, whose product is annotated as inhibitor of growth family, member 4. Lineage: Eukaryota; Metazoa; Chordata; Actinopteri; Syngnathiformes; Syngnathidae. Gene Ontology annotation, biological process: regulation of DNA-templated transcription; positive regulation of apoptotic process. Gene Ontology annotation, cellular component: nucleus. The record is from RefSeq and is a predicted model, not a curated record.